Molecule: messenger RNA, 4486 nt
Organism: Aethina tumida (small hive beetle)
Lineage: Eukaryota; Metazoa; Arthropoda; Insecta; Coleoptera; Nitidulidae
Product: disks large 1 tumor suppressor protein-like
Exons: 33
Coding region: 16-3615 (1199 amino acids)
Biological process (GO): chemical synaptic transmission
Cellular component (GO): neuron projection; postsynaptic density membrane; neuromuscular junction
Molecular function (GO): protein binding
Source: RefSeq, a predicted model, not a curated record
GCAGUGCGGGAGGGCAUGUGUUCUGGGAACAGGUGCAGGGGCUCGUUGGUACGUACGUCCGGCCAUGAUCAAGCGGCUACGAUGACGCGGCCCGUGGGCAUGGCUCUCUUCGGCAUGGUGUGGUUACUGCGCGUGCGCUCAGAGAUGAAGCGCUGUGCGAAGUGCAGACGGCACGAGCUGCAGCAACAGCAGAUGGAGGCGGCGACGGCCGAUCGGAGGUCGGCCGCCUCGCAGGCGACGUUCUUCACCAUAGAUGCGCCCGUACCGCCUCCCGUCACCGACUCACACAGUCCCGGGCACACAUUGGGGCCCACCACCUACUGCGAGGUGCACGGCUUCAAUCCCCGGAAAGAAGACAUCCAGGAGUUCUACGAACUGACACUGCUCGAUGAGAAUAAAUCGGUGCAGGAAAAAACGGCAGAGACCAUACGAAUCGCCAACAAAUGGGAAGCCAACGAUGGUCCUAUCGCGCCGACCUACACAAAUAACGAUGAGUCAAACAUCGAAAUCGAAUUAAGUCAGGAGGAAGAGAACGUACAAAAAGUCUUAAGUCUAUCAAACUCGGAAGAAGCUCUUGCAUUGAAAUUGCUGGACCAAGUAAAUUCGGAAGGGGAAUACGAGUUAGAAUUUCCUACAAAUAAAUCGAAAUUGACGGUAGAUAACUGCGCAACUUUAGCUUAUCAAGAAAGCAUGGAAAGUCACGGUUCAUUUGUCAGUCAAACGAGCCUGGAAAGUCAAAUAACUGUAGUAAAUCAAGAAAGUUUGGAUAGAGAACGUACAGCAGACAUUUUAAAAGAAGUAAAACAAGAUAGUUUGGAAGAUGAACGUAAAGCUUUCAUUUUAAGGCAGGAUAGUUUGGAUAAAAAGCAGGAAACUGAAAUUUGGAACGAUAACUAUUUGGCUGAAGAACGUGAAGUUGCUGAUGCUUUCAGACAAAAUAGUUUGAGUGGCGCAACAAUAACGAAUGUCCUACAUGGUAUCCAGGGAUUAUCCGGCAGUCGUGACAAUUUAUCGUACAUCCAGAAAACUCGUUAUGCCGAGGACGAUAUGCCGCCGCCACCGUCGCCGCCCCAAAUCAGGGACGCCAUCAACCUCGACAACCAUUCGAGACAGGGCUCGUUGGAAAGGGGCAUCCGACGCAAGAGCUCCCUCGACCGCGAACAGAUAAUCAAGGAACAUGCACUGGGCAAUGAUAGCUGGCAAGGAAAUGACAGCGAUCAGGCACAUUCUCCAUUGCUGGGCUCUGGAGAUCACAAACCCGUGAACGGUGACGAUGAGUGGGAGUACGAGGAGAUCGUGUUGGAGCGGGGCGGCGCCGGCCUGGGCUUCAGCAUCGCGGGCGGCACCGACAACCCGCACAUCGGCGACGACACCGCCAUCUACAUCACCAAGCUGAUAGCUGGUGGGGCGGCGUCGGCAGACGGCCGCCUCCGCGUCAACGAUUCCAUCCUCUCUGUCAACGACGUGUCGGUGGUCGACGUGCCACAUGCUCACGCCGUCGACGCCCUCAAGAAGGCCGGCAACACCGUCAAAUUGUGUGUCAGGCGGAGACGCCAGCCGACGAACAUGCGGCUGAUGGACAUCGAGCUGGUGAAGGGUAACAAGGGCCUCGGUUUCAGCAUCGCCGGCGGCAUCGGCAAUCAGCACAUCCCCGGCGACAACGGCAUCUACGUCACCAAGGUGAUGGACGGCGGCGCCGCCCAGGUCGACGGUCGGCUGCUCGUCGGCGACAAGCUGGUCGCCGUCCGGGACGCCGUGAAAGGCGAAGUGAAUUUGGAAAACGUGACCCACGAGGACGCCGUCACCACGUUGAAAACCACACAGGACAGGGUAGUGCUUGUCGUGGCGAAACCAGAGAGUGCCUUCAAUGCUCCCGCGUCAGAUACCUCCUAUUCUCCGCAAUUAUCCACAAAAGCAUCACAUCAAUACGCCGAAUCGGUCCAUUCAGUGCACUCGGUGCAUUCAUCAAAUUUAGCUUUACAUCAUCCACCUUCCACACCGAGAGCUGUAAGCCACGAGGAUAUUACAAGAGAUGUGCGAACGGUGGUGCUGCAGAAGGGCACGUCGGGCCUGGGCUUCAACAUCGUGGGCGGCGAGGACGGCGAAGGUAUAUUCGUGUCGUUCAUAUUGGCCGGCGGGCCGGCCGAUCUGUGCGGCGAAUUGAAACGCGGCGACCAGAUACUCAGCGUGAACGGCGUCAAUUUGAGGAAUGCGACGCAUGAGGAGGCCGCCCAGGCCCUCAAGAUCGGUGAAGUUGUUUGUACAAACGAAGGAAAGGAUUCUGGUGUAGUUGGUACAAGCAAUACAGUAAACAUCGUAGUACAAUAUAGACCUGAGGAGUAUAAUCGUUUCGAAGCCAAAAUACACGAUUUAAAACAACAAAUGACAAAUCCCAUCACUAGCGGAACAUUACUUAGGACAUCACAGAAGAGAUCUCUUUACGUUAGGGCUUUAUUCGAUUAUGACCCACAAAAGGACGACGGUUUGCCGAGUCGAGGUCUGGCGUUCCAUUACGGCGACAUCCUGCACGUGACCAACGCCAGCGACGACGAAUGGUGGCAGGCGAGACGCGUCCUCAACACUGGCGACGAACAAGGUAUGGGCAUCGUGCCCUCGAAGAGACGCUGGGAGCGCAAGCAGCGGGCCAGGGAUCGUUCGGUCAAGUUCCAGGGACACAUGCCGAACAUCCUCGAAAAGCAAUCUACGUUGGAUAGGAAAAAGAAGAACUUUUCGUUCAGCAGGAAGUUCCCGUUCAUGAAAAGUAAAGAUGACAAAUCAGAAGAUGGCUCAGACCAAGAACUAUCCCCCUCUGCCACCAAUAACUCUGCUAAUGAUACAGAACAAAAUCCCAAAUCGUUCAUGCUGUGCUACACGCAGGAGGACGCGAAUAAUGAAGGUGAAAUAUUAUAUCGUGUUGAGCUACCUUACAUGGAAGAGAUCACGUUAAUAUAUCUGGAGAAUAAUGAUAGUAAUGACGACUAUAGCAAUGAGGAAUCUGUUCUGUCAUACGAACCGGUCCAGCAAUUACAAAUCACGUACACAAGACCAGUCAUCAUUCUUGGUCCGCUCAAGGAUCGCAUUAACGAUGAUUUAAUAUCCGAAUUUCCGGAGAAAUUCGGCAGCUGUGUGCCACAUACAACAAGACCGAAACGCGAAUACGAAGUGGAUGGUCGUGACUACCACUUUGUGGCGUCCCGCGACCAGAUGGAAAAGGACAUCCAGAACCACCUUUUCAUAGAAGCUGGCCAGUACAACGACAAUUUGUACGGCACAUCGGUGGCUUCCGUUAGAGAAGUGGCAGAGAAGGGCAAACACUGCAUCCUCGACGUCAGCGGCAACGCCAUCAAGCGAUUGCAGGUCGCACAACUAUAUCCAAUCGCAAUUUUCAUCAAACCGAAAUCCGUCGAGUCGAUCAUGGAGAUGAACAAAAGAACGACCGAAGACCAGGCCAAGAAAACUUACGAGAGGGCUCUUAAGAUGGAAAUGGAAUUCGGAGAGUACUUCACAGCCGUCGUACAGGGUGACACACCAGAGGACAUCUACGACCAAAUCAAGGAGGUGAUCAAUGAGCAAUCGGGACCGAACAUCUGGGUACCCGCCAAGGAGAAACUGUGACCCAUGGCCCCCCCGGUGUGGACAUUGCCCACGCGUACUCGCCUGCACUGAUAACCGCCCAGCCGCUGUCCCAUUGUAUACCCCGCCCCGAAACGCUCUGUCCCCAUCCCAAGUCCCUCAAAAAAAUAGAUAUACUCAAGGCUGAAGCUGACGAGACGUUGUUGUUAUGUGCAGUGCCUCCAUUCUCUGCGUGCUUGCGAACAGCUCAUCUAACUUAUUCAUUUGUUAUUGACAAAUACACAAGUAGAAUAAGGUUUAAUAUUUUAGUGUUUGGUGAUCCAACUACUAAGUCAUCUGCUUGUAUAGAUGUGGAUGCGGUUCGAGUCGCAAGAACCGAUUACGUGCAAUUCUUGUUGAUUAUUGUUUUAUUUAUCUUGCUCAAUUAACUCAUCGAGAUUGGGUUGAUUAUUGGUUUUAUGUAUAGGCUAUUCUAUCUCUAUUUAGGAAAUUGUAAAUGGUUAAGAUAGAAAAAAGUGAAUCUCCAUUUCUGCAAUAUCCGGGCGGAUAUUCUGAUUCUUGGAAUUAAUUGCUCCCGUUGGUUCUUACGUUUCGAAACGCGACUUCUGAGCCCCUUGUUUCAUAUUAUGCACUUGUGUUAUUUAACAAAUUUAUUAAUAUAUUAUAUAUAGUCAAAUUUUCAAAACCGUUUAUAAUAGCCAAUUGUUAUUUGACAUAUAGGUAGUUUUAUCAAUGUUUUUUGUAGUGAAUGUAUAUUUAAAUUUAAAGGAUUACCCUGCCAAUAAUUUAAAAAAUGAAGAGGAAAAUUGUAUAUACACAAAUGAUCUAUGUGUAGCAUAUAACAGACAUCUGUUACUGUUAAUUGACAAAGUUGUGACCUAACUUAUUUGAGUUAAUAAAACACAUUUUACUA